Abrus precatorius (Indian licorice) is the source of this 1211-nucleotide messenger RNA. Its product is annotated as lactoylglutathione lyase GLX1. The transcript is spliced from 9 exons. Gene Ontology annotation, molecular function: lactoylglutathione lyase activity; metal ion binding. Gene Ontology annotation, cellular component: cytoplasm. NCBI's taxonomy places the organism in Eukaryota, Viridiplantae, Streptophyta, Magnoliopsida, Fabales, Fabaceae. Bases 118 to 981 code for a protein of 287 amino acids. The record is from RefSeq and is a predicted model, not a curated record.
AAUGCUACCAUAAAGCAACACGUCCUCUAUUGUUUUAUGUUUCAGAUCGUAUUCGCUUGUCGCUCUUUCUCUUCCAGUCUUCGCUAUUCUCACUGAGCAUUUGCAAUCACAUUGAAUAUGGCUGAUGCUACACAACCUAAUGCUGAGUUGUUGGAGUGGCCAAAGAAAGAUAGGCGCCGCUUCCUGCAUGCUGUAUACCGUGUUGGUGAUCUUGAUCGCACCAUUAAGUUUUAUACUGAAUGUUUUGGUAUGAAGCUUUUGAGGAAAAGGGAUGUUCCUGAAGAGAAAUAUGCCAAUGCUUUUCUUGGAUUUGGACCUGAACAAUCACAUUUUGUUGUGGAAUUAACAUAUAAUUAUGGGGUGACGUCGUACGAUAUUGGAACUGGCUUUGGACAUUUUGCUAUUGCAACUCCAGAUGUUUACAAACUGGUUGAAGACAUCCGAGCUAAGGGUGGAAACAUCACUAGGGAGCCUGGUCCAGUUAAGGGUGGGACCUCUGUUAUAGCCUUUGUCAAGGAUCCUGAUGGAUACUCUUUUGAGCUCAUCCAAAGAGCUUCAACCCCUGAGCCAUUGUGCCAAGUAAUGCUUCGCGUUGGUGAUUUAGAGCGCUCAAUUAAGUUUUAUGAAAAGGCUUUGGGUUUGAGGGUGGUAAAGAAGGUUGAUAGACCGGAAUACAAGUACACUUUAGCCAUGCUUGGGUAUGCAGAGGAGCAUGAGACAACUGUGUUGGAGCUGACGUAUAACUAUGGUGUCACGGAAUACACCAAGGGAAAUGCUUAUGCACAGGUCGCUAUUGGUACAGAUGAUGUAUACAAGAGUGGUGAGGUAGUCAACAUAGUCACACAAGAGCUUGGAGGGAAGAUUACUCGGCAACCAGGGCCGCUCCCUGGCAUUAACACAAAGAUCACUUCUUUCUUAGAUCCAGAUGGAUGGAAGACUGUCUUGGUUGACAAUCAAGAUUUUCUGAAGGAAUUGGAGUGAAGAGUCCUGGCUUUUCAUGAAGUAUGAAGUCCUAAUACUAUUGUAUGAAUAAGUUGUCUGGCUUGAUGAGUGAUCAGCAUGUGGUUAUCGGUGUAAUAGUCUUUCUGUAUGGUUUCUCUGAUGUGGUGGCUAUAGUUGACUCGAGACUCAGCUGAAACUUCCAUUUGCUCAUUAUCCUUAUCAAGUGCUUGUUUGCGAUUCUAGACAAUCUGAAGUGACAUCCCACACUC